AUUUGACUGUGAAGAACCAAACUGUUUAUUCUUUUGACUCACAAGUGACAGCUCGUACUGAAAGAAGUCAGAGUGUUGUGUGACGCCUUUGACAUCGGUUUGCGUCUUCAUCAUCGAUUUAAAUGGAACUAAGAAAAAGGAAACAUUCCCAAAUGUGGCAUCAUUUUGAUCUUGUAGCGCCAUAUAAGAUGAUUGCGUCACAUGACAGUCUCGCGUCUACCCCACAUCUCGCCCGAAGUCAGCUGGGAUAGGCUCCAUCUUACGCCCCGCCUUUCACGUCAAGUCAGCUGGGAUAGGCCUCAUGAGGAUAAGCGCCAUAGAAAAUGUAUGGAUGGAUGCACUUUCCCCAGGACAAGGCCUUAACUGCUGAAUUGGUGUCCAGCAGUGUGUCCCGCCUUGCUCGCUUUGACACUGGCCUUCAACACCCAUACUACCACCUGGCUGUCCCUGGUCACAGCCUGAGUGAUGUUUCUGUCCUGUGUAAUUAUUGUCAUCUACAAAAGCUGGAGCUGCCACACAACAGCAUCACAGAUCUGACCUGCGUGAACCACAUGCCUUUCCUCACCAUCUUGGAUGCCUCUCACAACAAGAUCUCUGAUUUCUUUGGCUUCCAGGCCCCUAAGAACCUGAAGGAGGUCAACUUCUCCCACAAUUGUCUAACACAAAUGAAGGACUUGUCGGACUACCCAGCUCUGAUGAAGCUAGAUCUAAACCACAACAAACUCACUGAGGUCAUGGGCCUGGAGAAGUGCUGCAAGCUGACCCAUCUCGACCUGGCUUACAACAACAUCUCCAGCAUCAGCAGCCUUGAUGCUGUACCACUCACACACCUCAACCUGAGAGGGAAUCAACUGAAGGGCACGGAAGGCUUGGAGAACCUGAAGAAUCUGCAGGUUCUUGACUUGGCUAAGAACCACAUCACUAAUCUCUCUGGCCUCCAGAACCUGCACCUGCUGGGCUUCAUCAACCUGGAUGAGAAUGAGAUUAGUGAGACCGAGGAGUGCAAACACAUCCAUGAUCUUCUCCUGCUGAGGGAACUGAAUCUGCUGGGUAACCCUGUACAGGAGCAGCCACAGUACAGGCUCUCAGUGAUCUUUCUCCUCCAGCAUCUGACCAUGUUGGACCAAAAAAUAGUCACUGUUGAGGAAAAGGUUACAUCCAUCAACAAGUACGACCCCCCUAUGGAAGUGGUAGCAGCCAGGGAUCACAUGACCCAGCUGAUGUAUCAGCUGAUGCAGCCCCAGCUACUCUAUGAUAGCACUCUACCCAGUGACGACGCUCCGUAUCCUAUGCUGGUUCUGACUGGUCCACAAGGCUGCGGGAAAAGGGAACUAGCCCAUCGUCUGUGCCAAGAUUUUGACGAGUACUUUGCAUACGGAAUCGGCCACACCACCAGGGAGCCCUACUUUGGAGAGGAGAACGGAAACGAUUACCAUUUUGUCAAUGAAGAGGAAUUUCAGCAGCUGGUACUAACGGGUGCAUUCCUCCAGACCGUCCAAUAUGGUGGCCAUAGGUACGGCUUGAGCAGGGAAGCCAUCGAAGACGUCGCAAAGGAAGGACUCGCAUGCUGCGUGCACAUGGAGCUUGAAGGUGUGUUGAGUCUGAAGAAGAGCAUCUUUGAACCUCGCUACAUCGUCCUCCUGCCCACCUUGCUUGAGAAGUACAGAAACACCCUGGGAACUAGAAACCUGUAUACGCCAGCCCAGAUUGAAGUGGCUGUGUCGCGCAUAGACCUCUACGCCGACUUCAACAGGAAACGUCCCGGCUUCUUUGAUAACGUCAUUCCCUGCGAUGACCUGAACGAUGCCUACCAGAUGCUGGAGGAGGUGGUGAAGGACUACCUGUUGCUGAACGAUCGGGAAGAAGGUGAGGUGCACAAGGAGGAGAAGCCAAGGUCAGGAUUCUCCACUUCAUCCCACCCAUCCACUGCUGCGCUCGACCCCUCACUCCCGCGCUACAAAAACUACUGCACCAAGAUCAGGGAACAACUUGCCCCCAGCAAGACCCCUGCUGAGCUGGCUUCCAUCCGACGGCGGGAGCAGCCGGCGAGAGAGGCAGUAGUGGGGAAGAGUCCAGGGGUCAACAGUAGUUUCAUCAGAAGGUUCUUUUUCAAGCAGCACACACACUUGACUGCACUCAUGCCUAAUUGUGAGUGGGGGUCCUCUCUGUGCCGUGGGGCCAAAUUGGCUUGAUUGUCCCACUUGUCCAAACUGCUGUUUAAUGGCUUGUUUGGGCUUUGUGUGUGACCUGGAGGGUGAAGUGGACGAGUGCUUAAACGGUUCCUAACCAGCUGUGUACUAAAUUUGAGGAGCUUGUUGGAGUUGUUUGCACAAAGCAGAAUCCUCAUCUCAUCAAAAACAUCAGUCAAACUCCACCAGGAUUUACCUCGCAAUAGUAAAGAAAAUCCUGAAUCCAGACGGUGAUCCAGGUCAGCCCCAAAAUGUAAUCACUUUAUCCGAUUUCUGACAUUUCCUAAAAGUUUAAUCAAAAUGUGCCCAAAACGUUUUGAGCUAUCUAUAGUAGAAUGAAAGAAAUGGAGUGAAGCCUCUUGUCAAACACUCUUUGUCUCUGUGGGUGGAGUGGGGGAAACUAGCAUAUACCGUAGUAAGGUAACAUAGUACCGUAUUUUUCGGAGUAUAAGUCGCACCGGAGUAUAAGUCGCACCUGCCGAAAAUGCAUAAUAAAGAAGGAAAAAAACAUAUAAAUCGCACUGGAGCCCGGCCAAACUAUGAAAAAAAACUGCGACUUAUACCGGUAGUCCGAAAAAUACGGUACUUGUCUUGUUCUUUAUCAAGUUUCUGACAUUUCCUGAAAGUUUUAUUAAAAUCUGCCUGUUACUCUGCCUGUAACCAAUUAACUAGUCAACCAACUAACUGACAAGGCCUAACAAUAACUAACUAAUUAGCCAACUAACGAUCUGGCUAACCAACCCACUAAUUUAUUCAUUGACUAACCAACUAAAUGACAAAAAACCCAGGAUAACUAAUUCACUUAUUAACUAACCAAUUACCAACCACCUAGUCAAAUAGUUAACUAGAUAACUCACUGACUGACCAGAUAGCUAACUAACUACCAACUAACCAAUUCAAUGCCUAACUAACCAACCAACCAACCAGCUAACCAAUUUACAGACCAACAAACCCCAAGAAUAACUAACUAAGCACAACAAUUACAUAACCUCCUGGCGAUGGUAACAAACAAUGUAUGAACAAAGGUUAAUGGUUGCUAGUUUAGUGCUCCUCACAUAGUUACGAUGACAUGGGUGGAAUUAAAUGCCCCUGCGGCCUUCACACAGUUGACAUCAUGCAUUUGCUUGUUGCUGAGGCCUUCAGUGUUUGUGCAGAGGAUUCCAGACAUGUCUUCUUGUCUGCACUUCUUAGUGGGGGCGCGUCCCAGCUUGUGUGUCUUCUUCACAUAUUGUCACAGCAUACUGACUGUCAAUUAAUUGAGUCCCAGAGGGCCAUAGUUUUUGUAGCCAGGCAACAUAACAAGGUGGAAUUCAACUCGCCCAGCUUCUCCUCUGGGAAACUUGUCAUCUCAUUUUUCCAUCCUUGUCCCAACAGCUCCUAUGAAUCUCUGGUCAGUUCUGCAUCCAGUUGGCCACGAGGUGGCGAUAUCCUUGGACUUACAGU
Messenger RNA from Nerophis lumbriciformis (worm pipefish), 3632 nucleotides. The record is from RefSeq and is a predicted model, not a curated record. NCBI's taxonomy places the organism in Eukaryota, Metazoa, Chordata, Actinopteri, Syngnathiformes, Syngnathidae.